AUGGGAAAAUUUGCUACACAGAAGCUUAAAAAACGCCAAUUUUGUGCCAAUCGACAUACUAAACGUUCUCGUGUUGAAUAUGAGGGAGAGGGCGAGCCAGUAAUGCAAGAAAAUAACGAGGAAAGCGAGGUUUCUUUGAGUGCUGAUGAGGGCAACGUGGCGCUAUUCCAGCUGGAAUUUCAGUGUCCUACAGGAAGCUUCAGCCUCGUGUUCGGCAGAAUUCCGGUGAGAAAAGAACCCCUAAACCUUCAACAAAAAGUUCUCAAGGCACUUAUGGAUUCAGGCUUUGUGAUAUGGAACUUAUUGGAAAUGUUUUUUCCAUAUUUGUCAGCUUCCCAGAAUGUAUACAACACAAUGGAAGAAAAUAGUAUCAAACGUAAAGAUUGUGCUUCUAAACUCCACCUCACUUGCCAACACUGCAAAUGGAUGCAUUUGUCUUGGAUUUCAAAACGAAAAACAAAAGAGUUUUGA
Messenger RNA from Paramuricea clavata, 471 nucleotides. NCBI's taxonomy places the organism in Eukaryota, Metazoa, Cnidaria, Anthozoa, Malacalcyonacea, Plexauridae. The record is from the annotation of a GenBank genome assembly.